Molecule: messenger RNA, 3258 nt
Organism: Cimex lectularius (bed bug)
Lineage: Eukaryota; Metazoa; Arthropoda; Insecta; Hemiptera; Cimicidae
Product: myogenesis-regulating glycosidase
Exons: 13
Coding region: 830-3256 (808 amino acids)
Biological process (GO): carbohydrate metabolic process
Molecular function (GO): hydrolase activity, hydrolyzing O-glycosyl compounds
Source: RefSeq, a predicted model, not a curated record
GCUAGUUAUAAAUAAACUUAAGGCUAGAUAAUUCUAACGAAAUGAUUAAAAAAAAAUUGAAAAUAUGUUUCAAGUUUGGACGACGAAUCACACACACAACAGACAGCGAGAGUAGUUAACAGGGAAACUACUCCAUAAAAAAAUAUAUUUGUUUAGUUUAAAAAAAAAUUAUAUAUCCAAGAUGGAUUUAAAAUCAAUCAAGCAAAUAACUUUUAAUGAAUUCUAGGUUUCUUUCCUUUACUGGUUUCCUAUUCAUCCAUGGAAAUUGGUGUUAAUUUAUUGAAGAAAUCCAUCAUUUUUGUAAUAAAUUUUACACGGUCAAAAACAUUAAUAUCUUCGGGGAUGAAUAUGAAUUUUAUAGUCCUAUUGGCUAAGAAACAAUUUGCAAAAAAAACUUAUGGUUGAUAAUGUCCAAAAUGACAAUUUUGACUUAUUUUAUAUUAUUUAUGUUAUCUUAAAAUAACCAAUGUUUAAACAAAACUUAAGGAAAACUUGUGGAAAUCUAUCGUCGUGGGACAUCAGUCUAGAUAGUAAAUAAGUGUAUAUUGUUGCCGUUUCAUUGACAAAUAAUUGUAACUUAAGAUAAUAUUAUGACAAGAUAGUUAACUCGUCAUUGACCCCCCCCUCUUUGUUUGUCGUCUUGUUUUGUAAGAAAACAACGAAAAAUGGGAGACGGUUCAUAUAAUCUUCAGUUAAAUUCUCCAGUCUUGGUUUUUGUCGGUUGAAGCACCGGUUGGGCAACUCAACCUCGGGAAAAAUGUUUUUCUCUCUCUUUCUACCUUUCCAGUUUAGCUACCGUCAGUCAAUAUAGUUUUUAAUCUACUCUAAAAUGCUAACCCCUGAAAGUGCAAGGCACGAUGGUUACGAAACAAGUGACACUUUCAGCGAUGGAGGUAUAUCCGAUGCUGAAAGCAGUAUACCAGAGAUGGAAGCUCGAAAAUUACCACUUACACCUGGAAGAAAUGCCCGAAAAAAAUCAGUCAUGCCAGGACUUCACUCAUUGUCAAAGACAGAUGUAGAUGAUAAUAGAAGUGAUAUUACCGACUUAGAUGAUCAUUCUCCUGGAAAUUCCAUAACAUCAGUUAAUUCUAUAUCAAGCCUUCUUAAGGAGAAACUUCUGAUGACGUUCCCAAGAGCUUUAAAACGAAGAAAAAAACCAAAAGAAUAUAAAUUGAGAGUCUUCGUAACUAUGUUAUUUUUUGCAAUAGUGUUUCUAGUUACUUUUGCACAUAUAUUUUAUCAUCAGCAAGUGUUGCAAAGAGCAUAUUUUGAAAAGAUACGCUUUAAUAAGGAGGAACGAAUUGUGCGUUUGUAUAAUAACGAAGGUGUAGAAAUUGCAUUAGGUUAUUUAGGAGUAGAUUUACGAGGAGAUGACAGAGUUCACCAGUGCUUGCCUCAAGACCAGAAAAAGGACAUAGUGUGCUUGGAAUGGAUGCAUCGAGCAAGGCUUUAUUUGAGUUACAGUCAAAUGGAGAUCAAGGGACAAAAAGGUGAUUUUAGAUGUUACAGGUUUACGUGGGAAAGUCUUCACCCAAACACCCAGCUUACUGACUGUUUUGAGAACGGCAAACAACACGGUCAUUGGUAUGGAGGUGGAAGAACAUUGGGGAUGGCUUGGCCAGUUGAACUUGGACAAGUGGAAAUGUCUGCAUUUGUGACUGGUCAUAUUGGCAGACACAGAUGGGGAAGUGUGUUGAAGCGAUAUUUCAUAAAUUCUCGGGGUGUUGCGAUUUCUGUCGAUUCAGAAACUCCACUUUAUGUUUCAAUUAAUGCUGAAAGAGAAACACGUCUCUGCCUCCAGGCAAGGCAAGAUGAUUUUGCAUAUGUAACACACAAAGGAUUACCUAAAUUAAACUAUUCUGUGUGCACUUCGAGUAAUAUGAAACUUCUCCACUCAUUCUUAUCAGAGAAAUCUCUAUGGGAUGGAUUGACAAAGUCUGACGCUGAAGCAAUAAACUCACUUGUUUACGAGCCUGUUUGGCAAAUUGCGCCAAGAGACAAACUUCUUUUGACACAAUCGGCUAUUGCGAAUUAUACCGACUCAGUUAAUGAUCUUGGCUUUUUACGACAAGGAUAUGUUUUGUUGAACGAACAUUGGCAAGUGCAUGUUGGGGAUUUGACUCUAGAUAAGGAACGUUUCCCUACUAUGGAAGAGACAAUUGAUAUUAUUCAUAGAAGAGGUUUUCGUAUAGCUCUUACAAUCCAACCUUUUAUAUCAACUGAAAGUAAGAAUUUUGCAGUUGCUGUUGAAAAGGGAUUGCUGAUUACAGAAAGAGGAUCAGAACAAUUAAGAAAAGUACCAGCUUUAACACGGUAUAAAUCAGUUUCGAGUGCCGGGAUGCUUGAUGUUACAAACAAUGAAACAAUACCAUGGAUGCACGCACAGCUAACAGAUUUGUUGGAGAAAUACAAAGUUGACUCAUUUUACCUUGACAUGGGGACUGCAUAUGAUAUGCCACAAUAUUAUCAGUUAAAACAAAAUUUGACAAACCCAGAUCUCUACAAGACACUUUUUACAAACAAAAUGAGCAAUAGAAUAAGAGUGCUUGGUGUUUCGGGGGCGAUAUCACGGCCACCUGCGCCAGUUUUUGUUUCUUUACCUACUCUUUCAUCAACCUGGGAAUCAUUGCAAGUGAUUAUCCCAACAAUACUCACAUACGGAAUCGUCGGAUAUCCAUUUUUAAUGCCUGGCCCGGUAGGUGGAGACUACCUACCAUCAUAUGAUCAAGAUGGAUCUAAUAUUACAUUUCGUGGGCUGGGAAUUGGAGAUCAUAAAGUAUCAGAUUCACAUCUUCCCAACAAAGAAUUAUAUAUACGCUGGCUUCAGUUGGCAACAUUCUUGCCUGUGAUCAGAUAUUCUCAUCUUCCAAGUGAUUAUGUCUCUGAUAAUCAGGUGCUUGAACAAGCCAAAGUUCUAACUGCUUUAAGGUUGCAAACAGUCAAUCCACUUCUUAAUAAAUUGAUUUUAGAAGCUCUGAAUACAGGUGUGCCAUUGAUUCGUCCUCUGUGGAUGCUGGAUCCUUCUGAUUCAGCAUGCCAUCUGGUAGUAGAUGAAUUUUCGGUUGGGGAUGAACUCAUAGUGGCGCCGAUUUUGAGUAAAGGCACUUUUGAAAGAGAAGUCUAUUUGCCCGCUGGUGUCUGGAAAGAUGGAAUUGAUGGAAGCCUAAGAAAAGGUUCAAGAUGGCUUCAUUCUUACAAAGUCCCUGGUGACAAAAUUGCUUAUUUUGUCAAAAUGCCAGACAAUACACGUUUUUAAAA